AUGCCUAGUUUAUAUGGUGGAUAUGGUCGUUAUGGUUGCAUCAUGGCGUUCAUGGCUUGUCACGUAGCUGCUACCCACUCUAGUCUUGACUACCAUGAAAGAAUGAUGCAGAGUAUGACGGAUGCAAUGUUGCAUGAAAUGUUGGACAAACUGCCCGAUGUAAUCAAGGAAAAAAUAGAAGAACUUGGAUUGGCAGGAAACGAAUUGAGUAUGGAAGAGUUUGCCAGACUGCCAGAAAGUAUCAUAAAGAGACUCAAUCCAAAUGUACUGUCAGGUCUUACUGCUGAAGAUGUCGGUGAACUUAUUAUGUAUGUUGGUAACAGUCCAGAGGGUUUGUUCCAUCUUCUAUCUCAUCUCAAUCCAAAAGUCUUCAGAGAAUUUCUUGAAUAUGCACAACAGUUAAUUGACGAACAAGGAGCACCAUCACCUGAGAUUAGAGUUGUUAUUAUAUCUGCUUUUGAAUUUCACUUUGGUAAAAAAUUGAAUGUUGAAGAUAUCGAGCUUCUAUCACCAUUUCUUGCUUCUAUCAGUGUUGAUUCUAUCAGGAGAAUGAAAGACAAAGAAACAUUUUUAGCGCUUCUCGAAAACCUAACACCCAAUAUUCGUAAGGAACUUCAGUCAGCCCAGGCACGAGCUAUUUUGCAAGCUGGAUUAAGACAUUGGGGUAAAACCUCCUACUGGGAUGAGGAGAAACUAUCCAUGAUUGGUUCUCUUAUGGCAUAUAUGGAACCCAGCGAGCUGAAAACUAUCAGUCCUGCCAUUAUGAUGAAUUUGUUGCCUAUGCUCAGCAAGUUUGGAUUUGAACACAGUCGAGGUAGGAUUAUAGUAAAUGUUGCAACACAGUCUCCUGGAUGGAAAUGGACUGCGGAUCAAGUCAAGGACCUUGGUUCCUUGGUACAGUAUUUACACAGUUCAGAGAUUAUUAACUUACCCAGUGAUGUGCUUGCAGAGACAGGUGACAUGUUAGUGAAAUCAGUCACCAGUAACAAUGGAACUAGAUCGCAAGUAAGGAACCUUGCUAAAAAGAUGAAAGAGUCAAUGGGUAAAGUUGAAGAUUGGGGCGCUGAGGAAAUUCAAACCAUGGGUCCAGCUAUUAGUGGUCUGAAUGUCAAAGAAUUGAAGAACCUUCCUGCCACUGCUGUAGUUCAAGAGAUUACAAAUUUGAGGAAAGGCAGUUUUAGUAAACGACAGAAGGAGGUCCUAAUGAAUAAAUUUAAAAGUGCUCGAAAUGAUACUGCUAAGCCUAUAUCAGGCAAAGAACUCAGAAAGCUUGGAAAACUGGCUGCAGGAUUGAAGAGUAGUGACUUCAAACAGAUGAGACCACAGGAUAUUAGAGAGUCAUUGGAAACCUUUAAGGAAGCCAGAAAAGAAAUGAAGAAGACUCAGAAGUUUGAAAUCAUCAAAAAGUUGAAAGAAACUGAAGGCGGUAUUGGUGAAGUUUUGGUAGAAAUGGGUGAUUUGGCUUCUGAGGUGCCGUUGAGUUCAUUGGAAACCAUAUCAGUGGAACAAAUGGGAUUUGAACAGGAAGGUGACAAUGUCUCAGAAGUGUCUAAUGUUGGUAAAAUUCACUGGAAGAAGAGUCAGAGUAUGAUGAUGUUCCGUGAAGUGGUUAAAAAGCAGAUGUUUGCAGAUGGUUUAGAUAUGAUUUCCGCAGGCAGUCUCAGGUUCCUGGGUACCCUAACUUUAGGAAUGACGUGUGAUGAUAUUGAGUCUUUGCUUGAUGAUACCAUUAUAUCAGUAGUUGGUGUAUUGAUGGAACAAGAUGGAUGGGAUAAAAGACAGCUCAGCUGUAUGGCUGACAAAGUGAGACACAGUUUAGGAGGUUCAGACAACAUGACAGCAAGCCUAGAUGAAAUUGAUAUCACUUUAUUGACUGGACAGCUACUCAAAGAAUUGACAGCUGAUGAGUUAACAAAUAUAGGUUCACAAGAACGUCAACACGUUUACACCGCUAUAGGUCAAGUGGACGUAACCAACAUGAACAGAGAUAAACAAGAACGAAUUGCAAAUGAUAUUUUAAAAAUGCGGGAGAAGGACAGAGCUGGUUCAGUAAUUGAUAGUGAAGAUCUAGAUGUGUUGGGUAAAUUGAUUUGUGAUGUUGAUGCUGAUGCCUUGGAGAGAUUGUCCACUGAUGUAUUCAGUAAUGCACUGUAUGAUUUCCAACACUGUUGCUUGUCAAUGAAACAGAGAAAAGUGAUUGGAAAACGUAUCAUAACUGAUUUUGGUUCACCAGAUACGUGGAGUAGUGAUAUAAUAUCUAAUGUAGGCAAUCUUUUAAUGAUGAUAAAAGAUUCUGAUAUCCAAAAAAUACCAAGAGGGUGAAUUCUCGGUUGUUGCUGAGGAAGUAAUGGGAGGAUUUAAAACAUACUUGGAAACUAAGGAGGAGUGUGAAAAAGAUGUGGAUAUGAACAACAAAGAUACCAGAGUCUUGGAAGAUGGAUUUAUUAAUGUCGCAAUCUCUGCCAAAAAUGCUUUAGUAUUUGGUGCUGUCAGUGUAGAAGCACAGCGAUGG
This is a messenger RNA of Saccoglossus kowalevskii, 2512 nucleotides long. RefSeq lists its product as uncharacterized. Gene Ontology annotation, biological process: cell-matrix adhesion. Lineage: Eukaryota; Metazoa; Hemichordata; Enteropneusta; Harrimaniidae. The record is from RefSeq and is a predicted model, not a curated record. Gene Ontology annotation, cellular component: cell surface.